AUGUCCUCAUUGACAAAUAAGAUCGAGCAGCUGGAGGCGGUCAGUGAGGAAGAAGAAACAAGGCAGCACGAAGUGAAUUGCCGAACCCGAAGAACACUGUGGCUCGAAUACCGUGCAUCACUCAAAGAGCGCGUCCUCAUGUACGGCAUCAAGUCGACAUCCUACAGGCAGCUUGUGGGGUAUUAUCCCGUUGUACCUUCUCCUCUGAGGCAAUCUUUCAUCCCGAAGGACGCGCCGAUCGUGGAUGAUGAGCCCGAGUCGGAUGGAGAAGAGGUGGCCGUGGUCCAGAAAGAAGAGGCGACUGUGGCGAGUACUGGCUUCAUGCUCGAAGACGGCUCCAGCGAGUCGCCAUUCUUGCGAUCAGAGGAAGACGACUUUCCCACAUCCUGGGCCGACGACGAAGUCGAGGACACCCAUUUCCUCCCAAGUUUCCUGACACGCACUACAUGUUCCCUUCCCUGA
This is a messenger RNA of Cryptococcus amylolentus CBS 6039, 462 nucleotides long. RefSeq lists its product as hypothetical. The transcript is spliced from 4 exons. The coding region runs from base 1 to 462 and encodes 153 amino acids. NCBI's taxonomy places the organism in Eukaryota, Fungi, Basidiomycota, Tremellomycetes, Tremellales, Cryptococcaceae. The record is from RefSeq and is a predicted model, not a curated record.